CAUUCGACGCUCUCGACAACCCUGGUCAAAAAACCCUGGCUUCGCGUCGCGUUUGGAAUUGCGAGAAUUGAAAGAUUGUGUGGAAAUCAAUUGGAAAUCAAAACACAACAAGAUGAAUCACCUUAAGUGGAUGGGGCACUCGUCCACGAUAAUGGACAUACAGCGUUCGCUGCGCAACGACAAUGGGAGCUGCGAGGUGAUCCUGGCCUCGAGGGACGGCAUUCGGGUGCGCGCCCAUCUCUUCGUGCUCAGUACAUGCAGCGAACUGAUGCGCAACCUCCUGGUGGAUGUGCCCCGUGGCCAGGAGGCCACCAUCGUGCUGCCCGACAUCCGUGGGGAUCUGCUGGAGAGCAUGCUGUCCUUCAUCUACAUGGGCGAGACCAGUUUGCCCUCCGCUUCGCUGUCCGAAUUCCUGGAGGCCAUUAAUCUGCUCGGAAUUAAGUCGGCCAUCAGCUUCGAGUGCAAUCCCUCGGCCAGUGCCGGCGCAGAUGGGGAAACCAAUCCGUUGGAUGUGGUGUCAACCAAGUCCCUAACCGGCCUGCAAAUCGCCGAGGCGGACGAGGACGAGGAGGAGGAGGGAGCCCAGUCGGCGAUGACAGUCGUGCCCAGCUCGGUCCUGGCGGAGAGCCAGCAGUCCAAUCGCUCCCUGGAGUACCUGGAUGUCUAUGAGCCGCCAAAGAUCACCUACUCCAUUGAACACAUGGACGGCAGUUCCAAUGGCAAUCAGUUUAUCCUCACAGAAGAGAAGGGCACCUUUACCAUAACACAGUCGACCGCGAGUUUGACCAAGUUGGAAGCCGAUGAGACGAUCGCCAGUGGUGCCGAUGUGGAACUGGUCGACGACGAUCCAGAGGCCGAUAUCACUGAGGAUUCAGAAGAGCAAGAGACCCAGAUGAUCGAUGAUGAGUUUACGCCCACCGAUCCACUUAUCGAAGCCGCCACUGAAAUGGACGAGGAUGACGAGGAUGUGCACGACGACGACGACCAGGCUGAAGAGGAGGAAUUGGAGCCAGAAAAGCCCCGCAAAUUGGGCGGAGGGGGAGGAAAGCCGACUCCGCGCAAUCGUCGCCCUGUUAAUACAAAAUCCGCCAAACGAGCUCCUGGAAAACCAACGAGACUGCAGCAAUUUGUGGCUCUGAAGAGGGAGGUAAAAGAUGAUAUCAACGAUGCUUUGGAUCUAGCAGCGGAUGCAGUGAUCCUCGAGGGAUUGAGUCUGCAGAAGGCCGCCGAUCGAUUCGACAUCUCCAAGACGGUCCUGUGGCGACGUGUGCGCAACAAUCCCGCCUACAUGCGAAACAACCGGGAACGACCUUCCCUCAUAGAGGCCUAUGAGCGCUUGAAAAACGGGGACUCACUGAAGAGCAUCAGCACGGAACUGCAGAUCCCCAUGUCCACGCUGCACCGGCACAAGAUGCGUCUGUCGGCCCAGGGACGCCUUCCCGACUUCGUGUCCUGCCGCCGGCGGGACACUACGCCCAAGGAUGAGCUGCGCGACAAGUUGGCCAAGGCCGUGCAUGCCUGCAUGAACGAGGGCAUGUCCCAGAACCAUGCGGCAAAUCUCUUCGAAAUCCCCAAGAGCACGCUGUGGCGACACCUGCAGCGACGCAUGUCCAACGAGAACCGAAAGGUCAAGAAGCAGCUGCAGGACGAGUACGAGGACGAUGUGACAAACUAGAAAUAGGCCAAGCACUCACUGGUUUGACAGAUUUAGAGCUGGAAUUUAUAAGUUACCAAUUAAGAAGCCAUAAGCUUAGCGUUUAAACUGUGUGUCGUCCCAUCAAUGUACAUCACCUCUUAUCAUCAAGAUUCUUGGGCGAGAUGCUAUACCAGAGGCAGUCCUUUAGGACUCAGCUCUAUCUGUAGAUACCAAUCGCGAACUUAAUUUAAGUGCAACUGCUCUUAUUAAAUUUCACUCCUUUAUAACUGUUUAAAUAUUAAAAUAAAUACAACCAAAUCUUCUAGAAA
Messenger RNA from Drosophila gunungcola (fruit fly), 1965 nucleotides. Its product is annotated as modifier of mdg4. The transcript has 2 exons. Gene Ontology annotation, molecular function: protein binding; DNA binding. Gene Ontology annotation, biological process: regulation of transcription by RNA polymerase II. Lineage: Eukaryota; Metazoa; Arthropoda; Insecta; Diptera; Drosophilidae. Bases 113 to 1675 code for a protein of 520 amino acids. Gene Ontology annotation, cellular component: nucleus. The record is from RefSeq and is a predicted model, not a curated record.